UGUGGAGGCAGCGCUGGGAAGGAGCCUGAGAGCAGCUGAGAGAGCCCUGAGGAGGAGGGGAGACCCCAAAAGCUGCACCCCAAAAGCUGCACCCCACUGUGGCCUCCUGCCCCCAGUGACAAAUGUCAACAGCUCGGGAGCAGCCCAUUUUCAGCACCAGGGCUCACGUGUUCCAGAUCGACCCGGCCACCAAGCGGAACUGGAUCCCGGCGGGCAAACACGCCCUGACCGUCUCCUACUUCUACGAUGCCACCCGGGGCGUCUACAGGAUCAUCAGCGUGGGGGGCGCCAAGGCCAUCAUCAACAGCACCAUCACCCCCAACAUGACCUUCACCAAAACCUCCCAGAAGUUCGGGCAGUGGGCAGACAGCAGAGCCAACACCGUCUACGGGCUGGGCUUCGCCUCCGAGCAGCACCUGGCGCAGUUUGCAGAGAAAUUCCAGGAGGUGAAGGAAGCUGCUCGUGUGGCCAGGGAGAAAUCCCAGGAUAAAACUGAGCUGACCAACCCUGCCCUGAGCAUCACAUCCCACCAGGUGCCCCCAUGGCCGGCGCUGGCCCGGCAAGUGAGCCCCGUGCUCAGCUCCAACGGGCCCGGCGAGGACAAGCUGUUCCGCAGCCAGAGCGCCGACGUGGACAGCGGCACCGAGCGGGAGCGGCUCAAGAAGAUGCUCUCGGAGGGCUCUGUCAGCGAGGUGCAGUGGGAAGCUGAAUUUUUCAGCCUCCAGGACAACAACUCCCGGCUGGUGGCCGCCCUGCACGAGGCCAACGCCAACGUGGAGCAGUGGAAGAAGCAGCUGGUGGCGUACCAGGAGGAGACUGAGACCCUGAGACAGAGGGUGGCAGAGCUGGAGUCACAGGGCACUCAGGACUCCUCCAGUGACAACAACAAGGAGGAGCUGAGCCAAACCCUGGAGGAGCUGGAGCUGCUGCUCAAGGCCAAGGACGAGGAGAUCCAGAUGUUGAAGAGCCAGAGGUGCGGCCGCUGGGAGGCCGAGGGCGAGCGCGAGGAGACGCUGCAGAGGCUGCAGGCUGAGAGGAUCCAGAGCCAAUCCCACCAGAAUGGGGAGAUCCAGAAGCAGCUUGAGAGCCAAUCCCAGCAGCCUGGGAAGGAUCCAAAUGGAAGGACCCAGAACCAAUUCAGAGCAGCUCCAGGGGGCCACCGUGGGUCCGUCUGGGGGCUCUGA
Messenger RNA from Ficedula albicollis (Collared flycatcher), 1184 nucleotides. It is a transcript of the gene HOMER3, whose product is annotated as homer scaffolding protein 3. Lineage: Eukaryota; Metazoa; Chordata; Aves; Passeriformes; Muscicapidae. Gene Ontology annotation, cellular component: cytoplasm; postsynaptic density; dendrite. Gene Ontology annotation, molecular function: G protein-coupled glutamate receptor binding. The transcript is spliced from 10 exons. The record is from RefSeq and is a predicted model, not a curated record. The coding region runs from base 123 to 1184 and encodes 353 amino acids. Gene Ontology annotation, biological process: regulation of store-operated calcium entry; G protein-coupled glutamate receptor signaling pathway.